This is a messenger RNA of Pararge aegeria (speckled wood butterfly), 870 nucleotides long. Its product is annotated as trypsin 5G1-like. The transcript is spliced from 6 exons. Gene Ontology annotation, molecular function: serine-type endopeptidase activity. Lineage: Eukaryota; Metazoa; Arthropoda; Insecta; Lepidoptera; Nymphalidae. Bases 1 to 870 code for a protein of 289 amino acids. Gene Ontology annotation, biological process: proteolysis. The record is from RefSeq and is a predicted model, not a curated record.
AUGUUGAGCAAUGGUAGGCUGAAUAGAAAUAACAGUGAUAUUUUUAGGUUACUAUUGCUAUGUAUGCUGCCAUCUGGGGUACCGUAUAUGUAUUUACCAGAACGUGUAAAAGUUACCGAGGAGCGAGAGAGCUAUAGCACGAUCACCGUAAGCGACAUAAAGGAAAUACCCCAUCACGCGCUGAUAGUGUACGGCUCAAAGUACUGCUCAGGAAGUCUGACUGGCAGCCGGAUUGUGGUGACUGCGGCGAGCUGCUUCGUAAACAACAAAGGAGAAACUAUUUUAGUAAAAGUCGGAUCCAAUUCAAUGGUUGGAAGCGGGCAAAUCAUUUCCGUCUUGGAAUACAAAAUUCACGAAUACUUCAGAUAUUUAAGCAGUCUUGAUAACGACAUUGCGCUGAUAAUCCUCAAGGAACAUGUGCGCUUCGAUGGGAAUGUAGUCAAAGCGCAACUUGUGGAAUCUGAGGUUGCUUUACGAGAUGGAACCCCGAUAAAAGUUUCCGGCUGGGGUGGCACAGACUUGCCAGUAAAAUUUUUAAAUUUACUUUUGAAGUCAAAAAUGUUAGUUAUAAAUAAAACGGAUUGCGAGCAAACAUAUAAAAGCCUUCUAACACCAUCUAACUUCUGUGUGAGAUAUAAAAAUGAGGGUCGUUUGAGUGACAAUGGCGGAGGUGCCACAUUCGAUAAUAUUCUAGUAGGAAUCCUGUCAUGGGGCGCCAAUAGUAAAAAUAACAUUGCAAUCCUAACAAAUGUUUCCUACUUCGAAAGGUGGAUUAAGCUGAAUACGAAUAAGUUUCUCACAAAAUAUUGUGUUGUGAAAGGUAACGCAAAUCAGUUGGGAUUUCAUUCCGAAGAAUACGUGGAGUCUUAA